This is a messenger RNA of Trichoplax adhaerens, 1646 nucleotides long. RefSeq lists its product as uncharacterized. Gene Ontology annotation, cellular component: chaperonin-containing T-complex. Gene Ontology annotation, biological process: protein folding. Bases 18 to 1646 code for a protein of 542 amino acids. The transcript is spliced from 10 exons. NCBI's taxonomy places the organism in Eukaryota, Metazoa, Placozoa, Uniplacotomia, Trichoplacea, Trichoplacidae. Gene Ontology annotation, molecular function: ATP binding; ATP-dependent protein folding chaperone; ATP hydrolysis activity. The record is from RefSeq and is a predicted model, not a curated record.
ACACUAUUUAAUCAAUCAUGUCUAUGGCAGCGCCUUCCUUGGCAUUUGAUGAAUAUGGGCGACCUUUCAUUAUUAUGAAAGAUCAAGAGCGGCGUAAGAGAUUGAGUGGUUUAGCUGCUCAAAAGACACAUAUCCUUGCUGCUCGAACUAUAGCCAACACGUUGAAAUCAUCUUUAGGCCCUAAAGGAAUGGACAAGAUCAUGGUUAGUCCUGAUGGUGACGUAACGGUUACCAACGAUGGUGCAACCAUUUUGUCCAUGAUGACUAUAGAGCAUCAAAUUGCUAAAUUAAUGGUUGAUUUAUCGAAAUCACAAGAUGAAGAGAUUGGUGAUGGUACCACAGGUGUAGUAGUUUUAGCUGGUGCAUUGUUAGAGCAAGCUGAAAUAUUACUAGAGAAGGGAAUUCAUCCUAUUCGUGUUGCUGAUGGCUUUGAAAUAGCAUCUGAAAUUGCACUCAAGAAUCUAGAUGCAAUCAGUGACGACUUUCCCAUUACUGCCAAUAAUCGUGAACGUCUAAUAGAAACAGCAAUGACAUCUUUAGGAUCGAAAAUAGUCAAUCGUUGUCUCCGCCAAUUUGCUGAAAUGGCAGUUGAUGCCGUUCUGAACGUAGCAGAUUUUAAAACAAAAGAUGUCAAUUUCGAAUUGAUCAAAGUCGACGGAAAAGUUGGUGGUAAAUUAGACGAUAGUAGACUUGUGAAAGGCGUCGUAAUUGACAAAGAUUUUAGCCAUCCACAAAUGCCCAAGAUUGUAAGAGACGCCAAGAUUGCAAUCUUAACCUGUCCUUUUGAGCCUCCAAAACCGAAAACAAAACAUCAUUUAGAUGUAACUUCAGUACAAGAUUAUAAAGAUCUUCGAAAGUAUGAAAUGGAAAAGUUUGAAGAAAUGAUAGCUGAUGUCAAAAAAGCCGGUGCUAACGUAGCUAUUUGUCAGUGGGGAUUUGAUGAUGAAGCUAAUCAUUUGUUGUUACAAAAUAAUUUACCUGCGGUCAGAUGGGUUGGUGGGCCUGAGAUCGAGCUGAUUGCAAUUGCUACAGGUGGUCGUAUCGUACCAAGAUUUAGCGAAUUGAGCGAGAGUAAACUAGGAAAAGCAGGCGUUAUCAAGGAACUAUCGUUUGGAACCACAAAGGAAAAAAUGCUAGUGGUGGAAGAGUGUCUUAACAGUAAAGCUGUGACAAUAUUUAUUCGAGGCGGCAAUAAAAUGAUUAUUGAAGAAGCUAAAAGAAGUAUCCACGAUGCUUUAUGUGUUAUUCGUAACCUGGUUCGAGAUAGUCACAUUGUGUAUGGUGGAGGUGCUGCAGAAAUAUCUUGUGCUAUUGCCGUUAGUAACGAAGCAGAAAAGAUAUCAACGAUAGAACAGUAUGCUAUGAGAGGUUUCGCCGAUGCUUUAGAAGCCAUUCCGAUGGCUUUAGCUGAAAAUUCCGGUUUACAUCCGAUUAUGAAUCUUGCUGAAGUAAAAUCGAGGCAGGUGUCUGAGAAAAAUCCUUAUCUUGGAAUCGAUUGUAUGCGAAACAGCACCAACGAUAUGAAAAAGCAACAUGUUAUAGAAACAUUGCUUGCAAAAAAGAAACAAAUUAGUUUGGCUACUCAGCUGGUACGAAUGAUAUUGAAGAUCGAUGAUAUUCGAGUAAUUGAAGAAAAUUAUGCAUAA